UGUCAGCGUUUUUUCUUGCAGGUAGCAAAUACCUUCAUGCACAGUCGAGAAGCUGAUAUCCUUCAGGAUUACUUAGAAAGCAGAGCAGCGAAGAUGGAUAACUGGGUAAUUAUUUUCAGUGAUUUAAUAAUUCUUGAAGUAGCAUUAAGAGGUGAGGUGGCUUUGUUUGUAAUUAUGAUUCGACGCAAAUCCUUCAAACUGAUUCAGCUAACACCAUGGUGGAUCGAUAAAGCUUAUUUAGAAUCAAGAACCCCCUUGCCAAUCGUUUCAAAUCCUGGUGUUUCUUUCCCAAAAUGGAAUUAUUGCGAUUUAGAUGGGCAAAUCGAUGCAGCUGCGAAAGUUGCUCAGUCCGCACUCAUCUUUUACAAGAUGAUCCAGAAUAACAAAUUACCUCAAGAAAAAAUGGGUGAUGAAUUAUUGGACAUGGGACAAUACAAAAAUUUGUUUGGAACGACUCGUAUCCCAUCACUGAAUAAAGAUAAGAUUAAAUAUGGCUAUCAGUGUGAGACACCCUCGGAACAUUUCAUUGUUAUGCGUAACGGACAUAUAUUCCGUAUACCAGCAUUUGAUUCAAAUGGAAAUGUAUUAAGUUUAGACCAGUUGAAAAAUGAAAUCAAAAGUUGUGUUAUUCCAUCAAGCGAAAUUGUUAAUGAACAUCCUUUGGGAGUGGUUACAGCAGAGCAUCGAGAUAAGUGGGCUGAUCUUUACUCUAAACUCCAAGACUCGAACUUGGAAAGUCUGAAGAGCGUAGAAGAUAGUUUAUUUGUGCUGUGCAUUGAUAAGAAAAUGGAUGAUAUCGUUGGGGUAACGCCCGCCGAUUUACAAUCGUUGGAAUGUCUUCAUGGUGGUGGAUGCAAUAAUAACUCACAUAAUCGUUGGUUUGAUAAGACUCUGCAGUUUAUUAUCGGAACUGAUGGUUACUGCGGUGUCAACUAUGAGCAUACACCUGUCGAGGGUCCUGCUGUCGCGUCACUCAUGGAAUUCAUUUGCGACCAGUUGUACGUCUCAAGUUCACAUUCCAUAUUUCAUUACUGGACUGAUAAAAUGGAUCAUAGUUACAUACAGUUAUCGAUGCAGUUAGCAUACUAUCGUAUUCAUCAUAAACAACCAUCAACUUAUGAAACAGCAACAUUACGCAAAUAUUUGAAUGGAAGAACGGAUACAAUUCGAUUGCCAAGUGUUGAGUCGUUGAUAUUCACAUCUGCAAUGAUCGAUGCCGAUGAUGAUAAAAAGAAGCCGGAUGACAACGACUUAAUGCACAUGCUCAAAUAUGCCGUUCAAAAGCAUAAACAUUACACCGUUCAGGCCAUGAAUGGUAACGGUAUGGAUCGCCAUUUAUUAGGAAUAGAAUUAGCAGCGUCUGAUUUGAAUAUGCCACUACCGAAGAUAUUUUCAACGGAUGCUUACAAAAAAAUGAUGCAUUUUAAUUUGUCCACCAGUCAGGUACCGACAAGAAAUUUGAUAACGAUGUGCUAUGGUCCAUCAUCACCGGAUUGUUACGCGUCGUGUUAUAAUCCUCAGGAUGAACAAAUCCAUUUCUCUAUUUGUACAUUCAAAAGUUGUCCAACUACAAGCUCUUAUAGGUUCGCGAGAGAAUUGGAACAUUCAUUGAACGAUAUGCACAGAGUGGUACAGCACUCAGAAAGUAUACCUCGUUUUAGGAGUUAA
Messenger RNA from Anisakis simplex (herring worm), 1668 nucleotides. Lineage: Eukaryota; Metazoa; Nematoda; Chromadorea; Rhabditida; Anisakidae. The record is from the annotation of a GenBank genome assembly.